Messenger RNA from Sesamum indicum (sesame), 1612 nucleotides. Lineage: Eukaryota; Viridiplantae; Streptophyta; Magnoliopsida; Lamiales; Pedaliaceae. The record is from RefSeq and is a predicted model, not a curated record.
AAGAAAGAGAGGUUGCAGGAACGGAAUCAAGAAGCUGUAAUUUCGCAGAGUGGAUUCGGGUGCAUGCAGUGCCUGUUUUCAGCCUGCAGGUGUGCAAGAAAGAGGGUAUUUGCCUGUUUUUGAUGAGAGAUAUGCCCCGUUUAGCACUUGAAGCCAUUGCUCCAUCAGCUUCACUUGAUAUGCAGAGUUCCACAGCCAAACAUCCUUCACCAGCUCUGUUCUUUUUACUUGGGGGGAUAAUCUUAUUCCUCAUUCUGCUUAUCCUGAUAAUUUUCUUCCGGGAUGUUAUCAAACCUGCACAACUGAAGAUGCUCAUUGCUCGAACGAUGAAGCGACCAGUAACAAAGGAUGUCCUGAAUGCCAAUUUUCAUACAAUAAGCUAUUUCAACUUCCAGACGUUGAAGAAGGCGACCAAGAAUUUCAAGCAGAACAAUCUGCUCGGGACGGGUGGAUUCGGGCCAGUCUACUUGGGGAAACUAGAAGAUGGAAGGUUGGUUGCGGUAAAGAAACUAUCCCUUGAUAAAUCACAGCAAGGAGAACCCGAAUUCCUUGCUGAGGUGAAGAUGAUCACAAGCAUACAGCACAAGAAUCUGGUCCGCCUUCUAGGUUGCUGCUCAGAUGGAGCUCAACGACUACUUGUGUAUGAGUACAUGAAGAAUAGGAGUUUAGACCGUAUCAUUUAUGGGAACAGCGAUGUAUUCUUAAACUGGAGCACUCGGUUCCAAAUAAUACUUGGAAUUGCUCGAGGGUUGCAGUAUCUGCACGAAGAUUCACACGUCAGAAUUGUUCACAGGGAUAUCAAAGCAAGCAACAUUCUCCUGGACGACAAAUUUCAUCCUAGGAUCGGAGACUUUGGCCUGGCUAGGUUUUUCCCUGAAGAUCAGGCUUAUCUCAGCACUAAAUUUGCUGGAACCCUAGGUUAUACUGCACCAGAAUAUGCCAUUAGAGGAGAACUGUCCGAAAAGGCCGACAUAUACAGUUUUGGAGUUUUGGUUCUUGAAAUUAUCAGCAGCAGGAAAAAUACUGACCUUACAUUACCUUCAGAAAUGCAAUACCUCCCUGAAUAUGCCUGGAAGCUAUAUGAGAGGUCUAUGUUGACUGAUCUCAUAGAUCCCAAAAUGCGAGAAAAUGGAUUUGUCGAGAAGGAUGUUCUUCAGGCAACCCAUGUAGCUUUCUUAUGCCUUCAGCCUCACGCCCAUCAAAGGCCACCGAUGUCUGAGAUCGUAGCAAUGUUAACAUGCAAGGUUGAACUGGGGGGAACGCCUACAAGACCAGCUUUCUUGGAUCGAAGGAAAAGGAAGGACGAGAAAACUUUGUGGGAUUCUAUAUCGGAGCACUUCCCGUCUCCGCUAAAGAGUGAAUCUCCUUCUCUCCCUCGGCAUCCAAAGUAAGAAUCAUUAUUCCCUUCAACAAUAGAUCGAGCAAUUUUAAAGCCAUGAUAUUUGAGAUCAUUCUUGUUGUUCAAUCCUUAGCUAACAAUAUGCAGAAACCAUUCUUUUAUUCAUGUCCUUGUUCCACAUGUGAUGAAAAGUUCUUUUGGUUCUUGUGUUGUGUAGAUGAAUAAACAUACAUGCUGAUGAUCACUUAGAUGUAUAUAUAUAUAUAUUGGUGU